This is a messenger RNA of Camponotus floridanus (Florida carpenter ant), 1791 nucleotides long. RefSeq names its product protein HGH1 homolog. Lineage: Eukaryota; Metazoa; Arthropoda; Insecta; Hymenoptera; Formicidae. The transcript is spliced from 6 exons. The record is from RefSeq and is a predicted model, not a curated record. The coding region runs from base 172 to 1281 and encodes 369 amino acids.
UAUAGAGGACUCGUACUCGCAUCGUACUCGUACAUUCAUGCUAAUUCUAUCAAUGCUACAUUUAUUAAUGGACGUGUGUACAGUGUGCAUAUGCAUGCAGAUAAACAUAACCUUUUUUAAAAGUUAAAAUACCAAAAUCUAUCAGUUGUAAAAUUAAAUACAUGAUCCCUAAUGAUGGAAUCUCUGCAAGAAAUUUCUCAAUAUUUGUGUCGUGAUGCACGAUUGGAUUUGAAAGUCAUUGCAUUGGAAUAUAUACUCGGCGUCACAGCAACUGUCGAUGGUCGAGAACUCCUGUUGAAGCUACCAGAAAUAUUGAAACAGCUUGUUAUUCUCGUGCAAGAUUCUUCUAUUCCUAUUAGAAAAGAUGCUAUACUGACGUUGGUAAAUAUUACCGGAGAUGAAUCAGGAACCAAUGCAAUGCUGAUUAUUUCGGAGUCAAGUAAUUCGAUAAAGGAACAAGAAUAUAGUCUGAAUUUAAUAGAAGUUUGUUUAAGGAUUAUAAUGGAUAAAUCCAGCACCUUGGCAGAUCCAUGUUGUAUGAUACUUUCCAAUAUGACAAGACCACUAUAUUUAGUGGAUAGAAUCAUAGCACUCAUUGAACAAAGUGGUUAUACCUGGGACACAAUAGUGGCUGCAUUUACCGCUAAGCAGUAUAAUACUACAAGUGCUAAAUUGCACUAUCUUGGACCUGUUUUUAGCAAUCUUAGUCAAUCAUCGCAUGUAAGAAGAUAUUUGAUGGAUCGAGAUCGUUGUGUUAUUCAACGGCUUCUUGCAUUUACAGAAUAUUCUGAUAGUAUAAUUAGGCGAGGCGGUGUCAUUGGUACUUUGAAAAAUUGUACGUUUGAUACAGAAAAUCAUAUAUGGUUGCUGAGUCCAGAAGUGGAUUUAUUAUCAUAUUUAUUGUUGCCACUUGCUGGUCCAGAAGAGUUCGACGAUGAAGAUAAUGAUAAAUUGCCAAUUAAUCUGCAGUAUCUUCCUGAAACAAAGACUCGAGAACCUGAUCCAGAUAUAAGACUUAUGCUUUUAGAAACAUUAAACCAACUUUGCGCAACGAAAGUGGCGAGAGAAAUAUUGAGGGAAAAGAAUACAUAUAUCAUACUUAGAGAACUUCAUAAAUGGGAAAAAGACAAGAGUUGUUUAUUGGCAUGUGAAAAUGUUGUGGAUAUCCUGAUAAAAACCGAAGAAGAAAUUGGUUUAGAUAACUUGAAGGAAGUAGAUGUGCCAUCUGAAUAUACAAAAAAGUUUGAUAAGAUAAGUAAAGAUUUUAUUAACAAUACAUAGUGCAAAAAUUGAUAUAAAUAUGUAUAAUAUUUUGUAAAUAUUGCACGUACAACAAUACAUACGAUACUUAAUGCUAUCUAAUGAAAAUGUAAUUAUAAAAAUAUGGUAUUUCUCAUAACACAUUCAACUCUUUGUAUCGUAUUUGUCACGAUAUUGCACUGUCCCGUUUUUUAUUAUUAAUAAUAAGUUAUCAGGUCCAGCGUAGCAAAAAACAUUCAAUAACUUAAUCUUUUUAUCGCAUACAAAUAACCGUAAAUCUUUGAAAUUGAAAUAAAAGCACAAAUAAUUUCUAUAUCCUGUAACUUAUACUAAAGAUGAAACAGGUACGCGAGUAAGUAGUUGCAUAUUUCAUAAUAUUUAUCGAGACACGACUAAUAGAAUCACGAUAUGUUCAUGACUGAUCUUUUUCCAAAAUAUGAUACGAAUGGCAAGCUGUUACGAGACACAUGUAUAUUAUAGUAUCAGUUAUUUUAAGUAUUCUUUUUCGUAGAGAUAAUUUGUGGAUUCUUC